Agelaius phoeniceus (red-winged blackbird) is the source of this 2502-nucleotide messenger RNA. The record is from RefSeq and is a predicted model, not a curated record. NCBI's taxonomy places the organism in Eukaryota, Metazoa, Chordata, Aves, Passeriformes, Icteridae.
GUGCCCCUCCUCUCCCCAUGGGUCUCCUAUCGCCCCGCCCCUCCCUGGUUUUCCCUUUUCUCAUUGGUCCACACCGCAUCAUGUGACCCACAGACCCCGCCCACUACUUUUCCCGCCCGGCGUUUCCGCUUCCGGCGCGGGGCCCCGCCCCCUCCGCCCCCCGCGGCCUCGCGGCGUCGCCGGAGGAAGAGGAGGAGGAAGAGGAGGAGGAAGAGGAAGAGCUGCGCCACAGGCGGGGGCGGAUGGGAACGCCCCCCCGCAGGAUGGCGGAGGGCUGGGCCGAGUGCCCGGCGCUGGGCCCGGGCUGGCAGCGCCGCGAAGCUUUUCGGAAAUCCGGGGCCACCAGCGGCCGCAGCGACACCUACUACAAGAGCCCCACAGGGCAGAAGUUCCGCAGUAAGAUCGAGCUGCGCCGGUUCCUGGGCCCCGGGCACGACCUCAGCAACUUCGACUUCAAAUCGGGGCAGCAGCGACCUGGCCCCACCCGGACCAGGAAGAGCCCAAAAUGGCACCUGCCCGCCGGGCCCCUCCCAGAGCCCCCCAAAAUCUUCAAAAAGGAGGAGGAGGAGGUGGAGGUGGAAGUGGAGGUGGGCGGGGCUGAGACCGAGAAGGCCCCACCCUCAUCAGUUCAGGCCCUGCCCAUCCCCAUCCAGGCCACGCCCUCUCCAUCUGUGGCCACGCCCCUGCCGGAGCCCCCCCAUCGCCGGACCCGGAAGCGGCCGCCCCUGGAGCCCCCCCAGGAUGGGGUGGUGGCGCUGUGUGCUGGCUGCCAGAGCCUCUUCCCGGGGGUGUCCCUGCCCCCCCAGCGCCGCUGCCGCUGGCUCUGCCCUGACUGCCGUGCCCAGAGACGAGACUUCAACCGGGAGCAGCGAUUCUACAAGCGGGUGGGCUGUGGCACGUGCCAGGCCUGUCGCAUCCCCGAGGACUGCGGCAUCUGCAGCGCCUGUGCCCGCAGCGCCCCCGGGGGCCCCGCAGGGCCCGGACGGACCCCCAAGUGCCUCCUGCGCCGCUGCCUGCGCAUUGUCAAGAAGGGCCUGGGCUGCGGCUCCUGCGCCGGCUGCCUGAGCACCGAGGACUGCGGCAGCUGCUGCAUCUGCCUGCGGCGCCUGCAGCCCGGCCUCAAGCGCCAGUGGCGCUGCCUGCGCCGCCGCUGCCUGCGCCCCAAGAAAGCCAGAGUGGCCAAGAAGCCGCAGAGCCCCCGGCCCCUGACAGAGAAGUGGAAGCCUCUCGUGGAGCGGGAGCCCAGUGACGCCUCCGGCGCCAGGCACAGAGUGAGUGGGGGGACCCCCCUGGGCACACCUGGGCACAUCUGGAACCCCCAGCCCCCCCCAAAACCCCCCCCUCCCUCCCAGAAGCUGCUGAACAAGGGCAAGGAGAAGAAGAAGCCGGGGCGACCCCCGAAGGCCCCUGGGCCCCGCGGGCGGGGGGUGCGGAGCCGGGCCAGCCGGCGCUGCGGGGUGUGCGCAGCCUGCCGGCGCCCGGCCGACUGCGGCCGCUGCGACUUCUGCCGGGACAAGCCCAAAUUCGGGGGGCAGAACCUCAAGCGCCAGAAGUGCCGCUGGAGGCAGUGCCUGCGCUGUGCCAUGGACAAGGAGGAGCCGCUGGGGGGGGCUGAGAAGGGCUCCAGGCCCCUCCCGGGGCCCCCUCUGCGCCUCUGCCCCAUCAAGGAGGAAUCAGGACCCCUCCCCCGCCUCGAGGUGAGACCCCCCGGCUGCCUGGGGCCCCCCCUGGACACCUGGGACCCCCCCGUGACCCCCCCUGCCCCCCAGGACCCUCGCCUGGGGCUCCUCAUCGCCUCGGCCCCGCGCCUCAAAGGGGCCCCCCCGGAGCCCAGCGUCGCCCCCCAAAGGCCCCCCCCGGGGGAUUUGGGGGUCCUGAUUGCCGCCACCCCCCCGCGUGAAGCAGGAGCAGCCGCAGCCCAGCGCGUCCCUGGUGCCGGUGCCCCCCCAACCUCCCCCUGCCCAGCUGGUGGUGCUGGAUGAGAGUGAGGAGGAGGAGGAGGAGGAAGAGGAGGAAGGCAGCAGCCGAGUGCCCUUCCCGCUGCCCCCCGCUCCCCAGCUCUGGCCCGGCUCCUUCCUGGAGGAACUGGCUGAGAUUCCCCUCCCGGCUCACUGGGGAGUCGUGGGGGCUGACGGGGGUCCCGGGCCGUGCCCGGCGCGGGGGCUGCGCCUGGUGCAGCGCUGCCCCCGCUCCUCCAUGGCCGCGGCCGCCGUGCUGCUCAACCCGGGCUUGGCUUUCCGGGUCCUGGUGGCCCGAGGCCGCCCGGUGCCCCCCGGGCACGAGGUGCUGGCCCGGCGCCCCCCCCUGCGCUCCGUGCUGGACCUGGUGGAGCUGCUCUGCGAUCUCGAGGCCUACGGGCCCUGCCCGGGACCCCCGGGACCCCCGGCCCGGCCCCCCGCCCCUCGCUGCCAUGUCCUGGUGAGGGGGGGGCGCUGCUGCCGGCCCUGCCAAAUGCUGGCGGGGGAGGGGCAUUGAGGGAAAGGGGGGGGGGGAGGGGAUUUA